Drosophila pseudoobscura is the source of this 1144-nucleotide messenger RNA. RefSeq names its product odorant receptor 49a-like. Gene Ontology annotation, molecular function: odorant binding; olfactory receptor activity. Gene Ontology annotation, biological process: detection of chemical stimulus involved in sensory perception of smell; sensory perception of smell. Lineage: Eukaryota; Metazoa; Arthropoda; Insecta; Diptera; Drosophilidae. The coding region runs from base 227 to 1027 and encodes 266 amino acids. The record is from RefSeq and is a predicted model, not a curated record. Gene Ontology annotation, cellular component: plasma membrane. The transcript has 6 exons.
AAAUUUUCUUAUCUUCGCGUAGACAGUACGUCUAUUCCAUUAGAUAAAGUUGCUUAUAAACCCACACGUUGGAUAGUCUUAGAAACAAUAUCUGUGGCACAGUGAGGUCCAUGAAAGUACUACAUCUAAUACAAAAAAUUCUCGUGUCACGGUGUACACUUGUACAUUUAGCAAAUAGAGCACGAGACAUUUUCUUGAUAUUCCGCUCAUCUGAAAGUGCUGAUUGAUGACAUGUGUUGCUCAUCAGGAAAAGUGCACCUACAUACCAGAAAUUGAGACACCACCAGAACCAUGGAACGGCUUGCUCAUCGGCACGGAUCCAAAUUCAAACAUGUUCCAUGCCCAUUCGGACAUUCAAUUCAUGCUACAGAAAGACAUUGUUUGGAGGAGCAGAAAUAGUUCUCAGCCCUGCGGAAAAUGGUUUGCCGGCCAGUUCAUCGUCAACGUCAGUUUGGGCACAGAUCUCUGGAUGAUGUGUGUCUCGAGCCAGAUCUGCAUGCACUUUGGAUAUCUGGCCAAGAAGCUGGCCGCAUACCUUCCAAGUCGAGAACGAGAACGAGCGGAUUGUGAGUUCUUGUGCAGCUUCGUGCAGAAACAUCAGCAGAUCCUCAGGUUGCACAAGGAGGUGAAUCAGGUUUUUGGCCUUCUCUUGGCCUCAAAUCUUUUUACCACAGCCAGUCUGCUCUGCUGUAUGGCCUUUUACACCGUUGUCCAGGGUCUGAAUGCGGAGGGAAUAUCCUACAUGAUGCUCUUCGCCAGCGUUGCUGCCCAGUUCUAUAUGGUCAGCUCCUAUGGGCAGCGGCUUAUCGACUUGAGUUUCAGCAUUUCCAUGGCUGCCUAUCUUCAGAAUUGGUAUGAUGGAUCCAUACGGUAUAAGAAAGACCUCCUCCUUAUUAUGGCUCGCGCCCAGCGUCCAGCGGAGAUAUCUGCAAAGGGAAUUAUCGUUAUAUCCCUCGAUACCUUUAAGAUCCUGAUGAGCAUCACCUAUCGAUUCUUUGCGGUUAUUCGCCAAACUGUGGGAAAGUGAUCUGUUUCGAGAAUAACCAGAAAAUGAUGUAUUUUUUCUUCAGUUUUUAAAAUAUGUGCAAACGUUAAUAACUUGUUAUUCUAUGUAUUGCAAAUAAACCUUUUUUUAUUUGAAUGA